Messenger RNA from Patiria miniata (bat star), 1958 nucleotides. RefSeq names its product tRNA methyltransferase 10 homolog C-like (gene trmt10c). Gene Ontology annotation, molecular function: tRNA binding. The record is from RefSeq and is a predicted model, not a curated record. Gene Ontology annotation, biological process: mitochondrial tRNA 5'-end processing; positive regulation of mitochondrial translation. Gene Ontology annotation, cellular component: mitochondrion; nucleoplasm; nucleus. The transcript is spliced from 2 exons. The coding region runs from base 181 to 1704 and encodes 507 amino acids. NCBI's taxonomy places the organism in Eukaryota, Metazoa, Echinodermata, Asteroidea, Valvatida, Asterinidae.
ACAACGCUGCAGCGCGCUGGUACUCGGCAGUAAUCUUGUUUGAACGUUCGGAUGUGCAUGAUAAUGGUACCCGUGUUUGCUUCAGUGAAAAACACGUGCACAACAUAAACAUGCGUACAGCUAGUCGGUAUUAAUAAAGGGAAUAGGAUUGCUCAAGUGCAAAGAUCGUCCAAAUCAAAGAUGUUCCCAUGGUUACGGAGCUGCAGAUAUCUUGCCGGGCCACGAUGUUUAUCUUCUGCUGGCAAGGGCAUCGACAGGAACUUAACAAAGCAGUUAAACUUAUGUCAUCGGAAUUUCCUACAUUCUCCGUCCCUGCAAAAGUCACAUACAGGAAAUGUUCCAUAUUUAGCGAAGCAACAUCUGCAUAGGAGUACAACGCUUGUGUGUAAAUGCAGCACUGUAAGUCAUUCAGAGCCAGAUGAUGGCAUGAGAUCAGAAGAAGAAAAAAGUAGGGAGGAUGGUGAGACGAAGAUGGAAGGUGGCGGAACUGAUGAACCAGCUCGUGUCACGGCAGCAAGGUUGGAACUUGAGGUGAUGCGGAGCGCAGGAUCUAACGUUCCAGAAUACAUCAACGAAUUUGACUUGGACUAUUUCAGCACUCUCAACUCCAAGAAGUCCCGCAAACGGUUCCUGGCGUUCCUCUUCAAGAAGGAGAUGCUGCGGUUGAAGGAUCGGGAGAAGCGGAGACUGGCAAGAGAAGAGAGGGAAUCAGAAGAGCCCAAGGUGGAGGAAGACCUGGACGCGCCGAUGAAGAACAGACUCUUCUUGCAGCUCCAGCCGCAGAGCGUGCUUCAGUUUGACAACUGGCACCUUGCCGCGGGGAUGAAGUUUGGUCCCAAGUUGGUCUACGAUUUCAGCUACGAGGAGCACAUGAGGCGGCCAGAGCUCAUCAGCAUGGUACAGCAGCUGAUGCAUGGGGUCGGUGCCAACAAGCUGGCUAGGGACCCCUUUGAUGUCCACUGGGCGGGUCUACAAGCGGCCAGCGGGACCAUGCGGGAGAUGAGGAGGAUGCUCGGGGAGCAUCUUGGCUCUGUCAUGGUCAACGUCACCGACCGGCAAGUCCAGGAUGCCUUCCCUGUUGAGGACAUAGUGUACCUCACCGCCGACUCUCCCAACAUCAUGAGAUCCUACAAUCCCAACAAAGUCUACGUCAUUGGUGCCUUGGUGGACAGUCACCGGAUCCUGCGGGGCGUGUCCUUUGCCAAAGCCAAGCGACUCAACUUGAACCACGCCCGCCUCCCGUUGGACCUGUUCCUCAAGUGGAGCUCGGGAGGCAAGAAUCUGACCCUGGACCAAAUGAUGCAGAUCUUGAUAGAGCUCAACACCUCUGGAGAUUGGGUAAAAGCUCUCAACCACGUCCCAACGCGGAAACACAUGGGACUAAAGUCGGAACGACCGGCGGAACAACUUAAUCCCGAUAGUCAAGAAAGGAGAACAUUCAAGAAAUCUCCGCCGCAACAAGAGGCUAGGUUCUCUUCUAGUAGAGCCAAGAAUUCUCGCAGUUGGCCAACACUGGAUGAACCGACCUUCAACCGGUCCAAGAGUGUAAACAGCGCCACCGUGAGGCAGAGAGUGAGACAGAUCAUUGACGAGGAGGAAGAUCCAGCUAAUGAGACAAUAUUCAGCUCCGCUGGAGGGUAUGGGUCUAGAAAGACAACUACGCCCAAAUCCAAUCCAAGCGAUAAACAGUGGUUUGAAGAUUAAAUACUGAAACGAAGGAAAUAAGAUUGGAAGCAAUGACAUCAGUUUAUACAACACCUGAAUGAAACCCCGUCAUCUGAUUGGUGGGUCAUUGACCACAUGUCAUUGAAUUAAUUAUUUGUCCCAACCCACAGCCCAGUCGCACUGCAAAAAAGGAAGUUCUAGUCCAUGGUACAUGUAUAGAAGUUCCAUCGCACGGUCACACUACUGGAGGCUCUGAUCAAUCAGAUGACGGAGAUUUAUUCAGGUGUUGUACA